Plasmopara halstedii is the source of this 396-nucleotide messenger RNA. RefSeq lists its product as uncharacterized. NCBI's taxonomy places the organism in Eukaryota, Oomycota, Peronosporomycetes, Peronosporales, Peronosporaceae. The record is from RefSeq and is a predicted model, not a curated record. The coding region runs from base 1 to 396 and encodes 131 amino acids. The transcript is spliced from 6 exons.
AUGAGUGAAGAAGGCAUUCCAACAAUCUUGAUAGAUUUGAAGCGCUUGAUCAUGGCGUGUAUGCUACUCCAUUGUCAGGCAGUCAAAACCAGCGAUAUAAUUGGGUUACUCUGCAAAAUCUUGCUCACUUCAGUCAAAUCUAGUCGAGGGCCUUCUUGGCUGAUACCAAUGCCAUUUUUGAGAUGUGCUUAUCAAUCUACUGACGUACAACAUCACGAAGAUGCUGCCUAUGAGCACUGCGGUCGGUUCAGAUAUCGGCUCUUAGGAAAUACUAAUCGGCGUUGCGGAGAGAGUAUUCUAGAUACCAUUCAAGUCGCCGAGUCGAAUACGAUAUCGCAAUCAAAACAGACGGCCGAUUUUUUCACAGAUGCAGCAUUGAAUUUCUUGAGAGGCUAA